Messenger RNA from Soboliphyme baturini, 177 nucleotides. NCBI's taxonomy places the organism in Eukaryota, Metazoa, Nematoda, Enoplea, Dioctophymatida, Soboliphymatidae. The record is from the annotation of a GenBank genome assembly.
AUGUCGAAUUUUAGGGAGGAAAAAGAGAGCUUUAUCCGUUCCAAGUAUGAGGCCAAAGAGUUCCUUGCUCCGACAUCUCCUGCAUCGGUUCCCGUCACGCAGUUGCUGAUGGAAGCCGUCUGCAAGCAGGAUUUACGCGGUGUCGUGCGCUGCUUGUCGCACUGCAGUUCAAACGAC